Molecule: messenger RNA, 6501 nt
Organism: Diorhabda carinulata
Lineage: Eukaryota; Metazoa; Arthropoda; Insecta; Coleoptera; Chrysomelidae
Product: cilia and flagella-associated protein 47-like
Source: RefSeq, a predicted model, not a curated record
GUUUUAUGAAGAAUUUAUUUUGUUGAUUAUAUUUUUAUAAAUUAAAUUUGACUCGAUAGUUUUAUAAAACUAUUAACAGGUAAGGGCCACUAUGUCGGAUAAUAAAGAUUGGAUAGUGGCGUCCCUUACCAGACAUACUUCAAUCAGCAACGGAGUAUCGGAAUAUCAGGAGUCCAUAAUACUGAAAGAUUUUAUCGAAUUGGAGCAAGUACGAAUUUACCCGGGUAGAUUAGCCUUUAAUGGAGCGUACGAUGGUAAAAAAUUUUUAGAAAAAUUUCGAAUAAUAAAUUUAGGAAAAGUUCCUGCAUUCGUGAGAGUAAUGCAACCGACAUCAAAGGCUUUUAGGAUGAAACCGUUGUCGAAAGGAUGUAUCCUGUCAUCAGGACUUAGUAUCACUAGAUAUAUUCGAUAUACGUAUUUUAGCGCUACGGCGCUACCACAAGUUCAUGUAACUGUUUACAUAAACGAGAAACCGAUUCUUUAUGAACUAGUAGUGAAUCUCAGUCAAGCUUUGGUGAAAACAACUCCGAAAAUUUUAUAUUUUGGUGACAUUAACGUCGGAACUUCCUCUGAUCAAUUAUCGUUGACUUUGCAUAAUGAAGGUCAGAAGAUAACACAUUUCAGUGUCGAUUUAGGAAGAAAUGAUUUAGAAUUGAUUGUUGAUCCGAUGAAAGGUUCAAUAAAGCCUGAUGAAUCUAUAAUAAUAAAAGUUGAAAUACUUGGAUCGAGAGAGGGGCAAUUCUUGAAGGAAUUCUGGAUAAAAACUGAGCCUCCGCAAAGGAUAUUACUUACAGGAACAUUUAUCACCCCCAAAUUGACAAUAGAACAUCCUCCAAAUAGUUUCGAUUUGAUUAUUAUAGAUUUUCCAAAGACCUACUACAAUGCUGAUAGCAUUAGGGCUCUUAUCAUUAAAAAUAAUAGUUCAACUAGUACGAUGUUUUGCACUAUGGCUAAUUGCAAUAAUGAAGAAAAGACCUUGGAAGAAGCGAAAAAAAUUGAUAACAAUCUCAAAUUCUUUCUAUUUAAUCCCAAGGAGGGCAGACUCACGAAAAACCACAAAGCUAUAAUAAUAAUUACGUUUGCACCACGGCGCUUAAGAGCUUUUACACAAAAGUACUGCAUAGCUAUGAUCAAAAUUAUAAAAGUUAAUUUUAGAGAUGGUGUCAUAAAAGGGAAAGACAUCGAAGUCAAAACGUUUUCGAGUAAUUCCGAAGUAGAUCAAUUCCAGAUAGGUUCGGUAGCAUCAAUCGACAAUCAAUUCAGCGAAAUCGAAUUCACUUCGAACUAUCUACGAAUAUGUCUGUACGGAGAAAUCGAAGAGCCCAACGUUAGACUUACCCCCCAUUCGAUAGAUCGCGAUGAUUUAUACGUCGGGACACUCUAUCGUUUCACAUUCAAUAUAAAAAAUUGUUCCAAAUAUUUACCGAUCACGUUCAAGUACGAAAAAUUGGCAUGCUUUCAAAUUGUCCCCCCGGAAAUGACUUUGAAGCCUAAUUGUAGCGUCGACGUUUGGCUGUUGCUCAAACCUUCUACUAUAGGGCAGAUCGAUACUAACAUAAAUUUACGAUUGACCUACAAAGCUUACGGUAUCGUUUAUAAAGUUGGUACUGCACAUUUCCACGCUAGGUAUAUUUGUCACAAACAUCCAGGUAUUGUGAGUCCAAUGAUUAAGCCCCAAUUCAACAUGGGCAUCACACCAAUUAUAACACACGAAGUAGGUUUUUUGGUUGACGAUAUCAGAUUCAAUCAAGCCAAAACUGCACCAAUAGUACCUUUCGUGGAUAACGCGAACAGAAUGAGUUUUGAUAAAAGAAAUACUGAUCUGAUUGCUUUUCCGAACGAUAGACCGAGAAGUUUGAGACCGUGGACUAGUAAAGUACCGUGUAAGACAAUUUUUAAAAAUAUUCCAAGAUUCAACAGCGCAAAGGACGAUUAUACUUUGUCUCCGGCUGAAAUUGAGAAAAAACGUAAAAACGAUCAAAUCUAUUUGAAUUUACUGAAUAAAAAUAGGAAACCCGUCGUCAACAUCGAAUCUGAAAGGAAUGCUUUUAGUUUCUACCCAACUUCAAUGGCGAAAAUACUAAUGACGAAUGAACCUGUGAGAGAUUGUCCUUACGUGUUUAAAACAACCCAGGAAAAACCGGGUUUAAUACCUUUAACUCCAGAACAACUUAUAGCAGUGAAAAUAAGUCCGCAUUAUAUUCAACUAGGAAAGAUAGCACCGUACAUCAGCUGUUCCGAUUUUUUUACAAUUGAAAACAAAAACGAAUUCCCGAUACUUAUUACUAUAGUUGCUUUGAGUAAUUCCGUGAUAGUGAAAGGCAAGAAGAAAACGACGAUCGGCGCAUUCGCCAUAUCUAAACUUUAUUUCGAUUGUUUUUCUCACGGCUUAGGAAAAUACUACGUUCCCGUAUACAUAAUCAUCAAUAAUUGUCAUAUUUUCGACGCCACUGUUUUCGCCGAAGUCGCGCCGUCAACAGUUAAAUGUAAAACGAAAGAAAUCACAACUAAUCCUAAAGACGAUGUGGCCUAUUUGGAAUUAUACAAUCCUGUUAACUGCGCCAUCGAUUUCUCUUUGGUACUUUUAGAUCAGAAUUUCAGUAUAAGACCGUGUAGUGGUACUAUCGAAUCGAGACGAUCUCUAUUCUGCAAAAUCGUGUUUUCUCCGAGAAUAGACGCGGUUUUUAAAACGGAUAUAUUCUUAUAUUCACAAAGUGGUGCGAAACAAGUGAUUGGUCUCAGCACGGAAAACAGUAAUGCGUCAGUUUUAUUCAAUACCCACUCCGUGGAAUUCAAUGAUAUCCCGUUAAAUAUGACGGUAUCGGAAUAUCUAGUUUUUAAAAACAACAGUCGAUCGACGAUAGUACUUUAUGUCAAAAACGAACAUCCCAUGGCAGAAAUAACCGUAUCUCCAAAAGAAGCGAUAGUACCUGGAAAGAGUGUUAUCUUUUUCAAAAUAUACGCUCAUUUCAGGACUGUGGAGACGUUCAAAUGUGAAUGCGUUUUCGUCGUCCAAGAUAGAUUCAAUCACAAAAUAGAAAUUGUGGGUACCGUGAACUACCCGACAUUCAGCAUUGAACCGAAUUACAUUCAGAUCCGAAAGAUAGUGACAGGCGCUUGUCAGCGUAAAGUAUUUAAAAUAAAAAGUACCAACAGCGCCAAAUUAUCGAUAAGAUUCGCCUUAGAUUUAUACCUGGAUUAUAAGAUUCUCGAUAUGGAUAAACGUGUCGUGGAAGAAAUUAAUUUGAAUCCUCACGAAACGAUUACUUUGUAUAUGGAAUUUCAACCGCCGGAACCGACUGCCUAUACGUUUUUUUUACCAAUGAUUAUAAACGAUUUGGUGGGCCCUCCAACGUUGAACGAUCCAAAAAGUUUUGAAUAUACGACGUAUUUUGAUAGACUUCCUAUAGAGAACGGUGAUUCGCCUAAAAUAAUCGGUUUACGAGUCUCUUGCGCUGCCGGGACUCCUUGGUUUCAAUUCUCUUCACUUUACUUGAAUUUUGACAAAGAUUUAUUGAAAAAAACCAUACGGAUAAAGAAUAUAUCGACGGUUACAAAGGAUAUCAAAUUAUUAAUAGAUAAUUUAGGUGAUUACUUCAAAGUGGAACUUCAAGAUUGUAGUGGAAUUUAUAAAAUAAAAGAAAAAUAUAUCAAAGUAACUUUAGAAUCUGAUCAAGAAGUAGUUUUCGCGUUCAGUUUCGACGGUGAUUGUUAUGGCGUUUACAGAACCGAUAUACCCAUAUUUGUUAACGAUUAUUUCGAAAACUGCCCUUUCAACUACGUUAGAUUGUACGCAGAAAUCUCGAAACCUACUAUACAAUGUAAAAUCAGGAUGGUUUGCUUACCAACCAUCCCGAUAAAAGCUACUUGUAUGAGCUUAGUUCCUUUUACCAUUCACUCUCAUCGGGAAGGUUGUAGAAUCAAUGUAGUCGUCGAGCAUAACUAUUUGAAAGCGAAACUCGUUAAAAACGUACAAGGUUCCAACCAGGACAUCAAAGUUACCUUUCUUCCCAAAACCCAAUGCGAUGUUAUAACUAAAAUGACGAUUAGCUGUUCUUGCGAAGCUUUUUGUGAAAUUUCAGUAGUAGCUUCGGCAAAUAACUGUUCGCUGUUGUCAUUUCGGCAUCGUAUGAAAUGGUAUCCCGAUAUAAAAGAACAAACUGUUGAUGAUUAUAACUACGAUAUGAAUAAUGUCGAUUUCCGACAAAAAUUGGACAAACUGAAGAUUAUAUUGGAAAAAUAUACAUACACGCAGGGAUUUUUUAGUUCAUUGUUUUAUAGAAUCCCUGAAACUAUAUCGAAAUAUCCUUUCGAGGUGUACCGGAAAAGCCAAAACAAAAGAAUUGGAGGCAAGAAUAAAAAGAAGCAUUUACCAAUUGUGACGCUCUUGAAGAAUAUGACUGAUGGCCGAAUAAUAAAACAUCUUGUCGAUGGAAUCCAUUCUGCGGUAUUAGACGAUAUAGAAGGUACUUUAUACGAUUAUACCACCUACAAAAAUGUAUUACUAUAUAUGGAAGAGUAUGGUAUGUUUACAAAAAACAUUCGACCGGAAUACCUUUUGACCUACAAAAGAUAUUUGAUAUUCAAAGAACAAUUUGUCGAUAAUGAAAAUAUCAUCGACGACGUAGUUCUGUCUGAAGUAGAUUAUAAUUUUUUGAGCAAACAAAGUUGGUUGGAUCUUUUGAUCAGAAUCUACAAAAUGUUGACUUACGAUAGAUUAUUGUCAGACAAUUAUUGUACUGCUGGUAAAUUGAUUGUCCAGGAUCCGUUCCAGGAACAAAGUAGAGAAUAUUAUCUCGCCAAAAAGGAUAAUUUCAGUUCAGAUAUUGACGAAGGAGAAAUAAAGCUGAUGCUGUGGUUGGAAUAUCAUUUCAAUUUGAAAAAAGAUAAAUUAUGGCCUGGCAAGGAAGUCCCCAGCAGAGUAAUUCGAGACUUGUGCUACGAUAUUAGAGACAGUCUUCCUUUGAUAACUCUGACUGCUACUUACUGCCCUUAUUUAGAGGAAUAUUUUCGUGAAACUUAUUUCGAGCCGUUCACCGAUCCAGGACAACUUCUCCAUAACGCUUGUUUGGUAUCUGAAGCUUGGAAUAAAUUGGAAUUAUCAUAUACAAUAUCGACGGACAAUAUAGUCGAACCGACGAAUACGGAAAUGAUAAUUUUCCUUUCGUAUCUUUAUUCGGUGCUUCCUUAUUUUUAUCCAAAGGAAACCGUAACCAUCAAUUCCGAUUUGGGGCAAACUUCUUCUGUACACGUUUUUUUAACCAACGAUGGGAAUGUAACGUCCAAUUAUAAGGCAAUUUUGUUUUCAAACGACAAUGACAGUUUUAGUUUGGAACCUAGUGAGAUUACUUUGAGCCCGACAGAAAAAAAAGAUAUAAGGGUGUUUUACAAAGCUAAACAGAUAAUGAGUCAAGAAGCGGUAUUAGUUUUAUCCGGCGAAUCCGGUGGUAGUGAGAAAUAUUCCAAAAGUUCAGCUAUCAACCUCAUAGGUAUUCCUGAUAUUUUAUAUUUCGUCGAAGAGUUCAGUUUAGCGGUAAAUAUGUACGAAUACACCGUUAAAAAUAUUCCGAUACAAUCGGACAAACAAACCUUACGAACAAUGUUAUUCGGCUACCACUUCUUUUUAUUUAUGCGACGAGACCAAUCCUACAUUGACAAUGAAAGACAUUAUAUCCGUCAAUUCGGUUCCCAUUUACCUAGACAGCUACGUAUCGAUGGUAUUUGUAAUUUUAACGAAAAUGGAGUGCACAAACUCAACAUAAGUCUUUGUUUCAUAACCUGCGGCAAAUCGAUUUAUUAUAUUUAUUUUCACAACAAAGAAGUAGGAGAUUUCUGUAUGAAAUUGAAUAUAGAUUCUAAAUUACCUGAAGGAGCUUUCGAGGAAGUUAGAAUACGUAUACCCUCGAAUUUCGAUACGUUCUCUAUAUGUAAAUGUAAAUCAGGUAUCAAUCCUCUUUGUCAGAGGAGUUUCAAAGCUGCCAUACCUUUCAGAAAUUCUCAUUUGUUGAUUGGAUUGAGAAAUAUGAUUAAGAUACAUGCGGAUAACGAUGAAAAGGAAUUUUGGAAUACGCACUUGGUAUUUCCAAAAGGAUUCCACAUUUUCCGCGAAUACGUAACCAAUAUGUUCGAACCAGCAUUAGUUCCUUUUAAAAAAGUUCUGGAUUCGGAAGUAACGUAUAUACCUAAAGUAGAAGGGGGCAGCUAUUCUACCGAAGGUUCAGUCAUUAUGAAAGAUAUAACUGACGAAGGAACUUUCCAGCUACUACUCCAUUGGGACGCAUCUUCUUUUCCCGAAAACGAAACGCUCGUUCUAAGGGCGGAUCAUAAGUUAGAAAUUAGAAAAUUUCAUUUGACCUUUUGGACAAGGGAACCACGUAAUAUCACAUGAAUUUGGGAUGCAUCGGGGAACAGGGAAGGGUAUUUUUAUUUCCAAAAUAAUUUUACGAAAUAUGUCAGUCGGGAUGAAUUUAAACAAGAUGGUAAAUAAUAAAAUAAUUUCAC